AUGUGCUCGAUAUCGGCAGAAGGAGAAGCUUGCACGACGUCUGAAAGUCCCAAGGAGACGGACGACCUCAUAAAGGUCCGCACGAAAGCCCUCACCAUCAACUAUGCCCUCAACACAAGAGACUUUGGCUUGCUAUCGGAUUGUCUCAGCGAGAAUUUCGUCGGGCAUUGGGCCUUCUUUCCCGAUACAGCGUUGGACAAAGACAGCUUCAUCGACUCAAUUCGUCACAAUGCUGAGCAAUAUCCCAAUUGGCAGUGCAAGGCCAUCGACAUAUACCUGCAUGGUAAAGGGAAAUCUCGCCAAGGUCUGCCAGAAUGGAUCAGCAUGAUGGUGGACUGCCAGCAGACUGGGGUGCCUGAUGGAAUCGUCAGGAAGACCUUCAUGUUGCUGGAGUUUCGGCGACCAGAGACGGAAGGUGCUGUUGCAGGGAGCGGAGCUGAGUGGCUGUGCACGAGCUUGAAAGCCACGCAAGGGUUGGUUGCAGGAGAUGUGUGGUUCAUCUAA
Fulvia fulva is the source of this 504-nucleotide messenger RNA. RefSeq lists its product as uncharacterized. The record is from RefSeq and is a predicted model, not a curated record. Bases 1 to 504 code for a protein of 167 amino acids. NCBI's taxonomy places the organism in Eukaryota, Fungi, Ascomycota, Dothideomycetes, Mycosphaerellales, Mycosphaerellaceae. The transcript has a single exon.